This is a messenger RNA of Striga asiatica, 1479 nucleotides long. Lineage: Eukaryota; Viridiplantae; Streptophyta; Magnoliopsida; Lamiales; Orobanchaceae. The record is from the annotation of a GenBank genome assembly.
UUUGGAGGGCCCUUCAUUUUGCCAGUAUAUAUACAGACCCUCUCCAUAUACUAAUCUUUCAUUACAUUUUUUCUUCCCUCUUUUAAACAACUGACAAAGUCAAAUUGCGGCUAAGCUUAUCUCCUCCUUCUCCCGUUUAAUUUUCCAUUUUUUUUUUCUAACACAUAAUUAUCAAGAGCCAGCCGGUGAUUAUGGCCGAAUUAGUAGCUGACGUGGAGGACUGGAGUUUGCAGGCCAUAGUCAGAGGAUCAAGCGGUGAUUUUGCCAAGAUGAACGUUGAUAUGGGAUUCGACGGCCAGGAUCCAUUUUCCGACAUGUUGACCAGUUUUCCUGAUAUGUUUGACUUGUCAACCGGCUCUAGCGAUGAGCUGGAGGGGCUCUACAAGCCGUUCUACACGGCUAGCCAAAAUAAUACUUACGAGCUCCCGAACCAAACCGUUAUCGAGUUUCAAGGGCAAGCCAAGCCAGAUGGAUCGGGUGAGGAAGCUAAUUAUAAGCCGGCUCAUGAUGAUCUGUACUCAGAUCAGUCGUCCGGAAAUAGCUUCGUCGCUGGGGCUGCGGCUGGCUACACUCCAAAAUACAAGAAGAGAAAGAAUCAGCAUAAAAGAGUGGUGAUUCAAGUGACGGCUGAGGGUCUUUCUGCUGAUAAGUGGGCUUGGCGCAAAUACGGGCAGAAGCCUAUUAAGGGCUCACCAUAUCCAAGGAGCUACUACAGGUGUAGCAGCUCAAAGGGGUGUUUGGCACGCAAGCAAGUGGAGCAAAGCUGCAACGACCCUGGACUGUUCAUCGUGACCUACACAGCCGAACACAGCCAUAGCCAGCCCACCAGACGAAACUCAUUAGCCGGCACUAUCCGCCAGAAAUUCCCAUCCCAUAACAAAAACCUAAAAGCCGCCACUACCAAAACCGCCCCACCACAAAAAACCGAAGAAUCUUGUGUUUCCCCACAAACACCUCGUCAACUUUUGUCCGACCCGUCGGCUAUUGGUUUUUGUGCAAGUAUCAAAGAGGAGAAUGAAGCGGAAGAUAACGACAUGAGAGUUGUGAAAUCCGAAAGUGGUGGAGGCUACAGUAACGACAUUGACAUGUCCGAUUUUGCAUUGGACGAGGAUUUCUUUUCGGGGUUUGAGGAUUUCGAUGAUGGAUUUACUAAUCCGGAGCCACAGUAUUUUCCUGUAAGGGAGGAGUGUGGCUGGUUUUAGAAGAUUUGAGAAGUGAAUUUAGCACAUUAUUAUAUGCAUUUAUGUUGUUUGUACUCUAAAGUAGUACGUGCUAAAGAUAUAAAAUACGUACACACUUGAUUAAUUCUAGCGAACCUCUGAUUAGUUAGUUAUUUAGUCAGUCCGAUGAAGACAAGAUGUAUUUAUUUUUUAAUUUUCAACUUUUAGAGCAAUCAGUGCAUACUCCAUUAAAAUCCAUACCAAAUAAAGAGAAUUUUGUUGUAUAUUGUUCUUGUUAAUGCAGUUUAUUCAAGUCUUG